Messenger RNA from Electrophorus electricus (electric eel), 3491 nucleotides. Lineage: Eukaryota; Metazoa; Chordata; Actinopteri; Gymnotiformes; Gymnotidae. The record is from RefSeq and is a predicted model, not a curated record.
AGGCACCCGCGUAAUCGUCACCGCUCCUGCGCGGUGUUUUGUGUGUUUGCUAUUCUCGCCAUUUCAACCUAGCCUGGCUACAUCUUAAAAACAAUUACAAAGGGGCUUGAGGUAACAAUAAAGCACCAAAAUGGUGAAAAUCUUCGUCGGGAACCUUUCCCCAAACACAACAACAGAGGAGCUUCGAUCUCUGUUUUCUCAGUAUGGUAAAAUAUCAGAGUGUGAUAUUGUGAAGAACUUUGGCUUUGUCCACAUGGAUGACAAAGCAGAGGCCGAGGAAGCCAUUCGCAACCUCCACCAUUACAUGCUUAAUGGUCUCGCCAUGAACGUGGAAAUGAGCAGAGGAAAACCAAAGGCCUCCACUAAGCUUCAUGUGGGGAAUAUCAGCAGUAGUUGCACCAAUCAAGAGCUGAGGGCGAAGUUUGAGGAGUAUGGCCCUGUGGUUGAGUGCGACAUAGUGAAGGACUAUGCUUUUGUACACAUGGAGCGAGUGGAAGAUGCUAUGGAGGCCAUCAGUGGGCUCGACAACACCGCCUUUCAAGAUAUGAGUCAGAAAAAGAGGAAGAAGAGCCGGUGGAGCAGCGAGACUCCUGAUCAGAAGACCGUGAUCCCCGGCAUGCCCACUGUCAUUCCCCCUGGGCUGACGCGUGAACAGGAGAGAGCGUAUAUAGUCCAACUGCAGAUUGAAGACCUGACUCGUAAACUGCGUACAGGAGACCUGGGAAUCCCUGUUAAUCCUGAGGACAGGUCCCCUUCACCUGAGCCCAUCUAUAAUAGUGAAGGCAAGCGGCUGAACACACGUGAGUACCGCACCCGCAAAAAACUGGAGGAGGAGAGACAUUCCCUCAUCACUGAGAUGGUUGGGCUUAACCCAGAGUUUAAGCCUCCUGCUGACUAUAAGCCUCCAGCCACCAGGGUCAGUGACAAGGUGAUGAUCCCGCAGGACGAGUAUCCAGAAAUCAACUUUGUUGGAUUACUCAUCGGGCCACGCGGCAACACACUAAAGAACAUCGAAAAGGAGUGCUGUGCUAAGAUCAUGAUCCGUGGGAAGGGCUCUGUGAAGGAGGGCAAGGUUGGGCGAAAGGAUGGCCAGAUGCUGCCCGGCGAGGACGAGCCCCUGCACGCUCUGGUCACAGCCAACACCAUGGAGAACGUGAAGAAGGCUGUAGAGCAGAUCCGGAACAUUUUGAAGCAGGGCAUCGAGACUCCGGAAGAUCAAAAUGACCUGCGGAAGAUGCAGUUGCGGGAGCUAGCCCGCCUCAACGGCACACUGCGAGAGGACGAUAACCGGAUUCUGCGCCCAUGGCAAAACUCUGAGCCUCGAAGCAUCACCAAUACCACCGUGUGCACAAAAUGUGGAGGAGCAGGACACAUAGCCUCUGACUGCAAAUUCACCAGCUCCUAUACCCAGAGGCAGGGUGAGCCACCCCAGUCAGCCCAAGAUAAGGCCCGAAUGGAUAAGGAAUACCUCUCUCUGAUGGCAGAGCUGGGAGAGGCUCCAGUCCCCUCCUCCGGCGGUGGACACAACAACAACGCACCCAGCGGCCCCCGAGGAGCCGGGCCAAGCAACAACCAGACACCACCCAGUCGGCCUCCCUGGAUGAACUCUGGCCCGUCCGAUAACAGGAACUUUCACGGGAUGCACGGUGGUCCUGGCGGUCAUGGUGGUCACCACAACUUCCCGCCUCCUAUGCCCAAUAUGGGUGGGCCUCCAAUGCCCCCCAAUCCCAAUGGCAUGCCUCCUCCCUGGAUGCAGCCGCCCCCUCCCCCCAUGGGUCAGGGCCCAGCUCCUCCUGGACACCCGAUGGGUAUGAUGCCUCCACCUAUGGGUAUGAUGCCACCUCCUCCACCUCCACCCAACAGCCAGCCACCGCCACCACCAUCAGGGCCACUGCCACCUUGGCAGCAGCAGACCCCUCCACCUCCACCCACCAGCAGUAUGGCCACCAGUGCCCCACUGCCAUGGCAACAGAACACCACCACCACCUCCACCCCAGGUGCGGGUAACCUGCCUCCCUGGCAGCAGCCCCAGCCGUCAGCUGCUUCUGCCGCCCAGCCUCCCCCUCCAAUGGGAAACCCUUCUAUGGUGCCUCCUCCCCCUGGAGUCCAACCUCCACUGCCCCCUGGAGCCCCGCCUCCUCCUCCUCCCCCACCUCCAGGUUCUGCAGGCAUGAUGUAUGCUCCCCCUCCACCUCCUCCUCCUAUGGACCCCAACUUUGUCACCAUGAUGGGGAUUCCAGGGAUGCCUCCGUUCGGGAUGCCUCCUGCCCCCCCACCCCCACCCCCCCAAAAUUAAAUACCCCACAUCUUUGUGAUGGCCCAUGUCAACCACAGAAGAGAAGGUUUUGAUGAUAUUAAACAGGACUUGGAUCUAUUAUUGCUUGAUAUAUUAUUAAUACAGCCGACCUUUUGACAAGCUCAUGGUUUUGUUUUGUUUUCCCUUUUCAAAGUUUGUAAAGUUGCUUAAAUUAAUUUGUUCCUGAUUUUAAAAUUGUAGUGUUUGAUCAGUUGGUAGAUUAUUUGUUUGUACUUUGAUGUUGUAAGGAAUGGUGUGUUUUUGCAGGGCUAUAAUUUCACAGCUGGCCCAUAUGUUAGUGCUAAUAGACAUUCCAAACCAUACUGAACAGUAUAAUAAACAGCAGUCAUUGUCAUUACAAAGCCGUAUGUUUUCCUCUAUGAUCAAUUGGCAACAUUUAGUUGUCCACUUUUUUUUUUUUUUUUUUCUCUCUUUAACGUUCUCAACCGGAGAAGCUUUUGUUGAAAUGUUGCCUUCCUUGAAUAUUUUUGUAAUGCUACAUUCAACUAAAUAAAAGUUGAAAUGGCUUCAAAUUUAGGCAGUAAGAAAUGUACAGAUAUGCAUCCUCUUUGCUUUUGUUUUGAUUUUGCAUUUGCAGAUGUGGUUGAUUUGAUUUUCUGUUGUAAAUGAAGCACUUCAAAGAAGUUGUGUGGUGUUGGCCAGGGAGAAGGCUGCAGUACGAAAAGGCUGUUUUAUAAAUGAACAGAAAAGCUACGCUGCUUACAUUUUAAAUCUACUGUUUUUAAAUGGGAUUCAGUUCCAUUAUUAUUUUUGCUGACUUCUGUCAGACUAACAUUCUUGUGCCCUACUUGGCUUACAGUCUUUCAUGUUGGGCUUAAGUGAGGUGAAGUCUGGUCAGUCUUUGGCCUUGUGGAAUGAACUACAAGCUAAAUGCAUUAUUGUGAAUUAAUGUUGGAUCGGUCUGCAACACCCAAAACAAAAAUACAUGACUGUGGAGUUUGUACAAUUUCCGGUCUGUAUGACUAUAAUCUUAACAUAAACUCACCAGCAGCAGUGUAUAUUGGCUUUUUAUUUUACCCUGGUAGUCUCUUGCAGGUUUGAGUGUUCAGUGCUAAGUCCUAAACUAGUUAUUUUAUUUUUAUUGUGUAUAAUUACCAAUUGCACACAAAGUGAAUAUACAGUUUUGUUUCUGUAUUCUUAAAACGAAUAAAGGGGAUUAUACAUUUCUAUUAAA